Messenger RNA from Leptinotarsa decemlineata (Colorado potato beetle), 2020 nucleotides. RefSeq names its product Dihydrouridine synthase 3 (gene Dus3). NCBI's taxonomy places the organism in Eukaryota, Metazoa, Arthropoda, Insecta, Coleoptera, Chrysomelidae. Gene Ontology annotation, biological process: tRNA processing. The record is from RefSeq and is a predicted model, not a curated record. Gene Ontology annotation, molecular function: flavin adenine dinucleotide binding; metal ion binding; tRNA dihydrouridine synthase activity.
GUGUUGUUUUGAUGAAUUUAGGUUAGGUUCUAACCUUAAUUCAGACACUUCCUAAAUUAUAAAAAUGACUUCAAUUGGAAUAUGUAAAAUAAAAAGCGAAUACAUUAUUGCAGAACAAAAGAAAGAACUCAAUCUUGAUCUCGUAUCUGAUAAAGACAAAGAAAAGUUAUUCAUUCACAAAGAUCAACAUGAUGACGAAGAACCUGCACCCAAAAAGCAAAAGCUUUCCAAGAAGGAAAAGAAAAAACUAAAGGGUCAAAAUAAAUCUCGAGGACCAACAUUUCGGAUUGAGAGAUCUCAAGAAUUAUGUAGUUCCCUAAUAAGUACUUUGGACGGCGAAACUCCCAAGUGUGAAAGAAAGAAUUGUGAUUUCUUACAUGAUGCCAGUAAAUAUCUGGAACUUAAACCGAAGGACAUAGGUGAACAUUGUUACAAUUACCAAAUCUCAGGUAAAUGUAGUAGAGGUUUGGCUUGCAGGUUUGGCAGUGAACAUAUUUCAUCGGAAGGAAGAAAUGAAGUUGAUGAAGAAAAAUAUGCACAGUUCACAUCUUCGGGACCUCCAACAAAAAAUCAUUUGGAAUAUAACAUUCAGACAGCCCUUAGAAAAAGAACUUAUAAUUUUGAUUUAUCAGAAGCCCUAGUGAAAUACAAUGACCUGAGGAAGAAAGGGUUCAAAACUGAGAAACAUGAAACCAACUGUGAGGAAAUUAAGGUACUCAGUGGUACAGUUACAGAUGAAGAUAUCAUUACUUUGCGAAAAAGAGAGAAACUACAAAUAAACUGGAAUGAUAAACUAUUUUUGAGUCCACUAACCACAGUCGGUAAUCUUCCGUUCAGACGUAUAUGUAAAGAAUUUGGAGUUGACGUCACUUGUGGUGAGAUGGCAAUGUGUUCAGCUUUGUUGCAGGGUGCUCCUCAAGAAUGGGCACUGGUGAAACGUCAUAAGAGUGAAGAUAUAUUUGGAGUACAACUUUGUGCAAACAAUCCUCAUCUGCUCACGAAAUGUGGACAGUUAUUGACAAAUGAAACGGAAAUAGAUUUCAUUGAUUUGAAUCUAGGUUGUCCUAUAGAGUUAGUGUACAAACAAGGCGGAGGAUGCGGGUUACUUCGAAGACCCAAAGUAUUAGAAUCCUGCGUACAAAAUUUGAGUGAUAUUUUGCCUAUACCACUGACUAUAAAAAUGAGAAUGGGGGUUUAUAAUAAUGAGAAUGUGGCACAUAUUUUGGCACCAAAAAUGAGGGACUGUGGAGCAAGCCUCAUCACAAUUCAUGGUAGAUCAAGAGAACAGCGCUACACAAAAUCUGCCAAUUGGGAAUAUAUCAAAACUGUAGCAGAAGUAGCAGCACCUAUUCCUGUAUUAGGCAAUGGAGACAUUCUGACUUAUCAGGAUUAUAUGAAAGCAAAAGAGACUGUACCACAGUUAGCUGGAGUUAUGAUAGGGAGAGGAGCCCUAAUCAAACCAUGGAUAUUCAAAGAGAUUAAAGAACAGAAGCUCUGGGACAUAUCUAGUUCAGAGAGGUUUGAUAUUUUGAAAAAAUAUACGAACUACGGACUGGAACAUUGGGGUUCAGACAACAAAGGAGUGGAGAAUACAAGAAGAUUUAUGUUGGAGUGGUUAUCAUUCUUAUAUAGAUAUGUUCCAGUUGGUUUGUUGGAGUGUCCACCUCAAAAAAUAAAUGAAAGGCCACCGUUUUAUAAAGGAAGGGAUGAACUGGAAACUCUUAUGGCAUCUCCAUCUGCUUCGGAUUGGAUAAAAAUUAGUGAAAUGCUUUUAGGCCCUGUACCAGAAAAUUUUCAUUUCUUGCCAAAACAUAAAGCAAACUCCUACGAUUGAACAAUGAUGUUCAGAAUUAUUUCAAGGAAUUUUAUUUUCACUGUUAACCCUCUUUGAAAUAAUAUAAUUUCGAAAUAAGGUUUUAAAAUCCCCGACUUGGAUUUACAAUUAAGUUAGAUUUUUUGAAAUAUACUGAAGUGAUUUAUUUCAAUAAUUAUAUAAGUUGGACUAUUGAAUAUAAUAAAU